Messenger RNA from Aaosphaeria arxii CBS 175.79, 2808 nucleotides. Its product is annotated as plasma-membrane proton-efflux P-type ATPase. Gene Ontology annotation, molecular function: P-type proton-exporting transporter activity; ATP binding; ATP hydrolysis activity. Lineage: Eukaryota; Fungi; Ascomycota; Dothideomycetes; Pleosporales. The transcript has 4 exons. Bases 1 to 2808 code for a protein of 935 amino acids. The record is from RefSeq and is a predicted model, not a curated record. Gene Ontology annotation, cellular component: plasma membrane. Gene Ontology annotation, biological process: regulation of intracellular pH; proton export across plasma membrane.
AUGGCUGACAACACCGGCGCUGUGCCGCCAAACCACCUCGGCACCAACGUGCCCAGCGGACAACUGCGCGAGUACGACGAGAAGACCGCCCAGCCCGCGGCUGCUCUUCCUCCCAAGAACAACGUAGAAGAGGAGGAGGAAGAUGAGGACAUUGACGCCAUCAUCGAGGAGCUCGAGUCUCAGGAUGCUGCCGUCGACCUUGAGGAUGACGAGGGUGCCCAGCCCGGUGGUGCUCGUGUCAUUCCUGAGGAGCUUCUCCAGACCGAUACCCGCACCGGUCUUACCAACGCUGAGGUCCUCUCCCGCAGGAAGAAGUACGGUUCCAACCAGAUGAAGGAGGAGAAGGAGAACCUUGUUCUCAAGUUCUUGUCUUUCUUCAUCGGUCCUAUCCAGUUCGUCAUGGAGGCUGCUGCCGUCUUGGCCGCCGGUCUUCAGGAUUGGGUUGAUUUCGGUGUCAUUUGCGGUCUCUUGUUGCUCAACGCCUGUGUUGGUUUCAUCCAGGAGUUCCAGGCUGGUUCCAUCGUCGACGAGUUGAAGAAGACCCUCGCUCUCAAGGCCACCGUCCUCCGUGACGGUGCUCUCCACGAGCUCGAGGCCCACGAGGUUGUCCCUGGUGACAUCCUCCAGGUUGAGGACGGUACCAUCAUCCCCGCUGAUGGUCGCAUUGUUACCGAAGACGCUUUCCUCCAGGUCGAUCAGUCUGCCAUCACCGGUGAGUCUCUCGCCGUCGACAAGCACAAGGGCGACACCUGCUACCAGUCCUCCGCUGUCAAGCGUGGUGAGGCCUUCAUCGUCAUUACCGCCACUGGUGACUCCACCUUCGUCGGUCGCGCUGCCUCCCUCGUCGCCAACGCCUCCUCCGGAACCGGUCAUUUCACUGAGGUUCUCAACGGUAUUGGUACGGUGUUGCUCAUCUUGGUCAUCCUCACUCUUUUGGUUGUCUGGAUCUCCUCUUUCUACCGCUCCAACGGCAUUGUCCACAUUCUCGAGUUCACCCUCGCCAUCACCAUCAUUGGUGUCCCCGUCGGUCUUCCCGCUGUCGUUACCACCACCAUGGCUGUCGGUGCUGCCUACCUCGCCAAGAAGCAGGCCAUCGUCCAGAAGCUCUCCGCUAUCGAGUCCCUCGCUGGUGUUGAGAUUCUCUGCUCUGACAAGACCGGUACCUUGACCAAGAACAAGCUCUCCCUCGCUGAGCCCUACACCGUCGAGGGUGUCGAGCCUGAUGACCUCAUGCUUACUGCCUGUUUGGCCGCUUCCCGCAAGAAGAAGGGUAUUGAUGCCAUUGACAAGGCUUUCCUCAAGUCGCUCAAGUACUACCCCCGUGCCAAGUCUGUCCUCUCCAAGUACAAGGUUCUUGACUUCCAGCCCUUCGAUCCCGUCUCCAAGAAGGUCCAGGCCACCGUCGAGUCUCCUCACGGUGAGCGCAUCAUCUGCGUCAAGGGUGCUCCCAUCGCCGUUCUCAAGACCGUCGAGGAGGACCACGAGAUCCCCACCGCUGUCGAUGAGGCCUACAAGAACAAGGUCGCUGAGUUCGCUACCCGUGGUUUCCGUUCCCUUGGUGUUGCUCGCAAGCGUGGUGACAACCACUGGGAGAUUCUCGGUAUCAUGCCCUGCCUCGACCCCCCUCGUCACGAUACUGCCCGCACCAUCCACGAAGCCAUCACUCUCGGUCUUUCCAUCAAGAUGUUGACUGGUGACGCCGUCGGUAUUGCCCGUGAGACUUCCCGCCAGCUCGGUCUUGGUACUAACGUCUACAACGCUGAGCGUCUCGGUCUCGGUGGUGGCGGUGAGAUGCCCGGUUCCGAGGUUUACGAUUUCGUUGAGGCUGCCGAUGGUUUCGCCGAGGUUUUCCCCCAGCACAAGUACAAUGUCGUCGAGAUUCUCCAGCAGCGUGGUUACCUCGUUGCCAUGACUGGUGACGGUGUCAACGAUGCUCCUUCCCUCAAGAAGGCCGAUACUGGUAUUGCCGUCGAGGGUGCCUCCGAUGCUGCCCGCUCUGCUGCCGAUAUCGUCUUCCUUGCCCCCGGUCUCUCUGCUAUCAUCGACGCUCUCAAGACUUCCCGCCAGAUUUUCCAUCGUAUGUACGCCUACGUCGUCUACCGUAUCGCUCUUUCCCUCCAUCUUGAGCUUUUCUUGGGUCUCUGGAUCGCCAUCUUGAACACCUCGCUCAACCUGAACUUGGUCGUCUUCAUUGCCAUUUUCGCUGAUAUCGCCACCCUUGCCAUUGCCUACGACAACGCUCCCUUCAGCAAGACCCCCGUCAAGUGGAACUUGCCCAAGCUCUGGGGUAUGUCCGUCCUCCUCGGCUGCGUCCUUGCCGUCGGUACCUGGAUCACCCUCACCACCAUGUUCCCCUACCAGGAUCUCCCCAACGCCGCUGGCCAGGGUGUCUCCGGUGGUAUCGUCCAGAACUUUGGUGUCCGUGAUGAGGUUCUCUUCCUCCAGAUCUCCCUCACUGAGAACUGGCUCAUCUUCAUCACCCGUGCUAACGGCCCCUUCUGGUCUUCCAUCCCCUCUUGGCAAUUGUCCGGCGCUAUCCUCGUCGUCGACAUCAUCGCUACUCUCUUCUGUAUCUUCGGUUGGUUCGUUGGUGGCCAGACCUCCAUUGUCGCUGUCGUCCGUAUCUGGAUCUUCUCCUUCGGUGUCUUCUGCGUCAUGGGUGGUGUCUACUACCUCCUCCAGGACUCCGUUGGCUUCGACAACCUCAUGCACGGAAAGUCCCCCAAGAAGGACCAGAAGCAGAGGUCUCUUGAGGACUUUGUUGUCUCCCUCCAGCGUGUCUCUACCCAGCACGAGAAGAGCGCAUAG